This is a messenger RNA of Anopheles coustani, 3412 nucleotides long. RefSeq names its product glycine dehydrogenase (decarboxylating), mitochondrial. Gene Ontology annotation, biological process: glycine decarboxylation via glycine cleavage system. The record is from RefSeq and is a predicted model, not a curated record. The coding region runs from base 337 to 3348 and encodes 1003 amino acids. Gene Ontology annotation, molecular function: glycine dehydrogenase (decarboxylating) activity; glycine binding; pyridoxal phosphate binding. NCBI's taxonomy places the organism in Eukaryota, Metazoa, Arthropoda, Insecta, Diptera, Culicidae. The transcript has 4 exons. Gene Ontology annotation, cellular component: mitochondrion; glycine cleavage complex.
AUCCUCCCGGUGGUUACGGGUCCCGGUACAUCAUCCGCAUCCUUGGUGUUGAUCCUGGUGUGAGUGCAGUGUAUGUGUGUGCCUCCGUGGGUAUGUCUGAGGUGAUGCGAUAGUGGACACCGUUAGGAAAACCAAACCAAGACGAGCCUCCACCUCCUGCGGAAAAAAGUCCGUAGCGUGUGAUUGUGCAACACUAGCUGGUCGGUUAGAUUAAGCCCAGUGCCCAGUGAUCUUUUUGUGCGAUGUGUUAGGUGACUACGGUGCGAGCAACGGACCCAUUUUUACACUAGCAAACAAACAGCCUACGGCACCUUUUAUCCAACGACGCCGAUCGCAAUGCAACGCACGAUGAUCCUCAGCAAACAUGCCCUCUGUCGGACGGGUUUGCAGCGGUACGGGGCACUGCUGCCCCGGGUGGCCGCUAGUGUGCAGAGCAAUCUACAGCUCCAGCGCUAUCUGGCCACGGUGGAGGAGAUUUUUCCCAACAAGCCGGACUUUGCCUCGCGCCAUAUCGGACCGCGCAAAACUGACGUCGUUACCAUGCUGAACUCGAUCGGAUUCAAGUCCCUCGAUGAGCUAUCCGAGAAGGCAGUCCCGGAUGCGAUCAAGUUCAAACGUAUUCUUAACAUCGAGGAUCCUUUGAACGAGCACGAACUGAUUGAGCGGAUCCAACAGAUCAGCAACCGGAACGAGGUAUGGCGCUCCUACAUCGGCAUGGGCUACCACAAUUGCCUGGUGCCGCACCCGAUAUUGCGCAAUGUGUUCGAAAAUCCUGGCUGGACAACACAGUACACCCCGUACCAGCCGGAGAUCAGCCAGGGUCGGCUAGAGUCGCUGCUAAACUUCCAAACGCUCGUGACCGACAUGACGGGGCUGGAGAUCGCCAAUGCUUCGCUCCUGGACGAGGGUACGGCGGCGGCCGAAGCCAUGAGUCUCUGCUACCGCCACAACAAGCGCCGCAAGGUGUUCCUGUCGCGCAAGCUGCACCCGCAAACGGUGGCCGUAGUGAAGACCCGCCUUGAGGCGCUCGGCAUCGAGGUAGUCUUCGGUUCGGUGAAGGAGAUCGACUUUGGCGACCACGAGAUCUCGGGUGUACUCAUGCAGUACCCGGACACGUUCGGUGACGUGCAAGAUUUCGAGCAGGUCUCGAAGGAUUGCAAAAAGAAUGGGACACUCGUGGUGGUGGCCACGGAUUUACUGGCGCUCACGUUGCUCCGGCCACCGGCAGAGUUUGGCGCCGACAUUGCGAUCGGCUCGGCCCAACGGCUCGGUGUUCCGCUGGGUUACGGUGGACCACAUGCCGCUUUCUUUGCCUGCAGGCAAAAGCUUACCCGGUUGAUUCCCGGGCGUAUGAUCGGGGUGACACGCGACAUGGACGGGGACGAUGCGUACCGGUUAGCGCUGCAGACGCGCGAACAACACAUUCGCCGCGACAAGGCGACCAGUAACAUCUGCACGGCUCAGGCCCUGCUCGCAAACAUGUCUGCCAUGUACGCAAUCUACCACGGACCCGAGGGCCUCAAGAACAUCGCCAACCGAGUGCACAACUGUGCGCUUACGCUGAACGCUGGCAUCGAGAAAGCUGGCCAUCAGCAGCUCAACAAGGCGUUCUUCGACACACUACACGUGGUUCCGAACGGGAUGACAACGGCCGAGAUCAAGGCUCGGGCCGAGGAGAAGAAGAUAAAUUUGCGCUACUUUGACGACGACUCGAUCGGUGUUUCUAUGGACGAGACGGUGAAGACGUCGGAUAUCGCCGACCUGCUGUGGGUGUUCGGGUGCCCCGAUAUCGACAGUACCGUCGCCGAUCCGCAGGCUACCAACCGCUCGAUUCACAACACACAGUUCCGGCGCACAUCGCCCUUCCUGACCCACCCGGUUUUCAACAAACACCACAGCGAAUCGCGCAUGGUGCGCUACAUGAAGCAGCUGGAAAACAAAGACAUCUCGCUGGUUCAUUCGAUGAUCCCGCUCGGAUCGUGCACGAUGAAACUCAACUCGACCACCGAAAUGAUCCCUUGCUCGUUCCCCAACUUCACCGAGAUCCAUCCGUUCGCACCGCGCGAACAGGCGAAGGGCUACAUGCAGAUGUUUGCCGAGCUCGAGAAGGACCUGUGCGAAAUCACCGGAUACGACAAAAUAUCGUUCCAACCGAACAGUGGCGCACAGGGCGAGUACGCGGGUCUGCGGGCGAUCCGUAGCUAUCAUAUGUCGCGCGGGGAGCAUCACCGAACGAUCUGUCUGAUUCCGGUCAGUGCACACGGUACAAAUCCUGCCUCGGCCCAGAUGGCCGGCAUGAAGGUGGUGGCGAUUCGCGUGAACAGCGCCACCGGCGUGAUCGACGUCGAACACCUGAAAGAGAAACUGGAGGAAAACUCAAAAAAUCUUUCCUGCCUGAUGCUCACCUACCCAUCGACGAACGGAAUCUUCGAGGACAAUGUGGUGGAGGUGUGCGACCUGGUGCACAAACACGGCGGCCAGGUGUACCUGGACGGUGCGAACAUGAACGCCCAGGUUGGCCUAUGCCGGCCGGGAGACUUCGGCAGCGACGUGUCGCAUUUGAACCUGCACAAGACUUUCUGCAUUCCGCACGGUGGUGGUGGCCCCGGUAUGGGACCGAUAGGAGUGAAAGCUCAUCUAGCACCGUUCCUACCGACUCACCCCGUUAUUGAUCCGCAUCCGGAGAACGAUGGUCAGAGCUUCGGUGUGGUCAGUGCGGGACCGUACGGCUCUUCCGCUAUCCUACCCAUUUCCUGGUCGUACAUCAAGCUAAUGGGUGGUCGGGGCCUCCGGAGGGCAACGCAGGUGGCCAUCCUCAAUGCAAACUACAUGUCCAAGCGACUCGAGAGUCACUACAAAACGCUUUACACCGAUCCGAAGACGGGACUGGUGGCGCACGAGUUCAUCAUUGACGUGCGCGACUUCAAGAAGACGGCCAACAUCGAGGCAGUGGACAUUGCGAAGCGGCUGAUGGACUAUGGAUUCCACGCGCCUACCAUGUCGUGGCCGGUGUCCGGUACGCUCAUGGUGGAACCGACCGAGUCGGAGGACAAGGAAGAGUUGGACCGUUUCUGUGAUGCCAUGAUUUCGAUUCGCAAAGAAAUCCAAGACAUUGAAGAGGGGCGGUUAGACGGCCGCGUUAAUCCACUGAAAAUGGCGCCACACACGCAGAAGCAAACCAUUUCAUCCGACUGGAAUCGUCCGUACCCGCGGGAGUUGGGAGCUUUCCCAGCGCCCUUCGUUAAACCGGAAACGAAAAUCUGGCCCACAGUGGGACGAAUCGAUGAUCUGUACGGUGAUAAGCAUCUCGUCUGUACCUGUCCCCCUAUGGUUCCCGACUACGAAUAACGGUCCUGCUCGGAGACAGCUACAACAAAUCAAAUAAACUGACUUUUAAUGUAUUCCAACCACU